Molecule: messenger RNA, 1847 nt
Organism: Theobroma cacao (cacao)
Lineage: Eukaryota; Viridiplantae; Streptophyta; Magnoliopsida; Malvales; Malvaceae
Product: 3-ketoacyl-CoA synthase 11-like
Biological process (GO): fatty acid biosynthetic process
Cellular component (GO): membrane
Molecular function (GO): acyltransferase activity, transferring groups other than amino-acyl groups
Source: RefSeq, a predicted model, not a curated record
AUCUCUUUUAAGGAGCAAGAGGAGGAAGUUACAUUUUCCUUCAACUUUGCAAAACCUUACGAACCCUCCAUUAAUAUUAGCCUCCAACUUGCUGCAAUCACGAUGAACGAAAAGAAAAAAACCCUAGAUCAGAAUGAACAAAACUUAGUUCAAGCCACCUUCUCUCUCUCUAUUAGACUCAAAUAUGUGAAGCUUGGUUACCAUUACUUGGUCUCCAAUGCUUUAUACCUCAUGGUUAUACCCCUCUUUUGCAUUAUCUUAACUCAUCUUUCAACAAUUACAGCUGAAGAUUUCAUUCAGCUGAGUGAAAACCUUUGGUUGAAUUAUGUAGCAGUAUGGUUGUUGUCAAUUUUUAUUGUUUUCCUAGCUACCUUUUACUUCAUGUGCCGCCCAAGAAACGUGUACUUAGUGAAUUUCGCAUGUUACAAGCCUGAAAGAGCUCAAAUGGUGAGUAAAGAACUUUUCAUGCAGUUAUCUGCAAAAAAUGAACGCUUCACCGAAGAAAGUUUAACCUUUCAAAAGAAAAUCUUGGAGAGAUCAGGGUUCGGUCAAAUGACAUAUGGUCCAAAAGCCUUGAUGCAAGUCCCAGCUAACCUAACUAUGGCAGAGGCAAGGAAGGAAACAGAGACCGUUAUGUUCGGAGCAAUCGAUGAGCUCUUGGCAAAAACUGGGGUGAAACCGAGAGAUAUAGGAAUUCUUGUGGUGAACAGCAGUUUGUUCAAUCCAACACCCUCCCUCUCAGCCGCCAUCGUGAAUCACUACAAGCUUAGAGGGAAUAUUUUGAGCUACAAUCUUGGUGGCAUGGGUUGCAGUGCUGGCCUCGUCUCUAUCGACCUUGCCAAGCAGCUUUUACAGGUGCAUCGCAACUCUUACGCUUUAGUGGUUAGUACGGAGAACAUCACAUACAAUUGGUAUUUUGGCAAUAAUCGACCGAUGCUUGUGACAAACUGCCUAUUUCGGGUGGGUGGAGCUGCAAUUCUUCUAUCAAACAGAUCAUCUGAUCGACGUCAUUCAAAGUAUGAACUGAUUCACACCCUUCGUACUCACAAAGGUGCGGAUGAUAAGAGUUACAAUUGUGUAUUGCAGCAAGAAGAUGAAGUAAACAAAGUGGGUGUUUCACUGUCAAAAGACCUUAUGGCAGUAGCCGGGGAAGCCCUCAAAGCAAAUAUCACAACACUAGGGCCAUUGGUUCUUCCCCUGUCAGAGCAACUCCUGUUUUUUGCAACUUUAGUGGCAAGAAAAGUUUUGAAAAUGAAGAUAACACCAUACAUUCCAGAUUUUAAGUUGGCAUUUGAGCACUUCUGCAUUCAUGCAGGGGGGAGAGGGGUUCUAGAUGAAUUAGAGAAAAGCUUGGGCCUCACUCAAUGGCAUAUGCAGCCUUCCAGGAUGACUCUCUACAGAUUUGGCAAUACUUCAAGCAGUUCUUUGUGGUAUGAACUGGCUUACUCGGAGGCCAAAGGAAGAAUAAAGAAGCGUGACAGGGUCUGGCAAAUUGGGUUCGGAUCAGGAUUUAAAUGCAACAGUGCUGUUUGGCGUGCAGUAAGAACAGUGAAUCCAACCGUGGAGAAGAAUCCUUGGAUGGAUGAAAUCAACAAAUUUCCUGUGCAAGUCCCUCAAGUGACAUCCAUCGUUUAUUAAAUCUUAGGAAUUCAAUGUUUCUAGCUACCUGUUAUCUAUCACAUGCCUGCAUGAAUUCAAUCAAAAGGCAAAAGUAGUUAUAGGCUUAUAGCUAUUAAUUGGAUUCUCAAGUAGUAAGGUGGGAAUUUAAAGAAUUAAUUUUGGUUAUGUACUACAAUCAAGAUAUAUAUGAAAAAAAUUAUGAGAAAUAACCCUUCUUAUAAGUUCAA